This is a messenger RNA of Pimephales promelas (fathead minnow), 1331 nucleotides long. RefSeq lists its product as uncharacterized. Lineage: Eukaryota; Metazoa; Chordata; Actinopteri; Cypriniformes; Leuciscidae. The record is from RefSeq and is a predicted model, not a curated record. Gene Ontology annotation, biological process: regulation of transcription by RNA polymerase II. Gene Ontology annotation, molecular function: RNA polymerase II cis-regulatory region sequence-specific DNA binding; DNA-binding transcription factor activity.
AGAAGAGAAGUGAUAGGCAUAAUAUAUAUGAUCGAGGAAAGGGGACAACAAAGUGUAUCACAGCCCCUUCAUACUUCUGUAUAAUCUGCUGUGUUUUUUUAGACUGAGAAGCAAGCAGGAGAAACUACUGACAUACUACUUUAAAGAUGGAGUUUGAGGAAGAACCCUCCAGAAUAAAAGAUGAAGAUACAGAGGAACAAAUAGACCUGAUCGAAGUGAAUGAAGGCAUACACCAUAAUUUCACAAAUGAAGAUGUAAAACCGACAUAUAAAAAUGAAGACAAACUACAUCUGUUUCAAAAACCUCAUCAUUUAAAAAAUGAAGAUGGAAAUACAGCUGUUUUAAAGAACGAAGAGGAUAUCACACAAAAACAAGCUGGACAAUCUGGAGUCAAAGCAUCUUUCACCUGCUCUGAGUGUGGAAAGAGUUACAGACAUAAAGGACACUUAAAGGAUCAUGUGAGAAUUCACAAUGGAGAAAAACCGUUCACAUGCACUCUGUGUGGAAAAAGUUUUACAUCUAAAAGUUCUCUCAACACUCAUCUGCGCCGUCACUCUGGAGUGAGAUCAUUCAGCUGUGAUCAGUGUGAUAAAACAUUUGUUGUGGCAUCAAAUUUAAGAGAACACCUUAAAGUUCAUACUGGUGUAAAGCCUCACUUUUGUUCGUCAUGUGGAAAGAGAUUUACACAUCUGCACUCUUUAAAAGAGCAUGAGCGUUUGCAUACUGGUGUGAGCCCUCAUAUGUGCUUUGAUUGUGGGAAGAGCUUUACUACAUCAGGCAACUUAAAAACACACCAGAUAAUUCAUACUGGAGAGAAACCGUUCAAGUGCUCACACUGUGGAAAGAGUUUCUCAUACUCAACAUCCUUGAAAAGACACCAGAGAGUUCAUACCGGAGAGAAGCCGCACCACUGCUCAUCAUGUGGGAAGAGUUUCACCCAGUUAUCUAAUCUACGGACUCAUGAGAAAAAGUGUUGCUCGAAGUUGCAUAAAAUAAGCAAAGUUCAUGUUCAGAUCCAUCACUUUCAAAUUAAUAGUUUGAUAUUCUUAUAAAUCAAAAGAUGAGAUUUCAUGCGACCUCAUCUGAGAGAAUGUUUUUUUUUUUUAUUAUAUAGAGGGUUGGUGAAGAUUGUUGGAAUUUGGGUGGUCAAAAUGCUCAAAUUUUAGAUGGAAAUACUCUUUUUGUUAAUGUUAGGGAGUAGUGAACCUAAUUAUCUUCAUGAAUAUUCUUUACAAAUUAAUUUUGUUAUCCUGGCUGUCUUUAUCAUUCAUUUUAUAUAUGUAUGUAUAUAUAUAUAUAUAUAUAUAUAUAUAUAUAUAUAUAUGUAUGUA